Patiria miniata (bat star) is the source of this 1115-nucleotide messenger RNA. RefSeq names its product prosaposin-like. The transcript has 10 exons. Gene Ontology annotation, biological process: lipid metabolic process. The coding region runs from base 276 to 920 and encodes 214 amino acids. Lineage: Eukaryota; Metazoa; Echinodermata; Asteroidea; Valvatida; Asterinidae. The record is from RefSeq and is a predicted model, not a curated record.
AUCAAAUUGUAAACUGAGGGGAAAUCCAGUUGUAUGUUCUUUGUUUUGUGGUCGCAACGCAGGUUACGAAAGUGAUAAAACUGAGUUGUACAGUCACGCUGUGUGAACUCUAAUAGUUCGAAAGAAACAAUAGUAGCCUAGCCUGUGCACAUGGAACCAAUGAUUUUGCGGGUCGGAAACAGAAGUGAAACUGAAUGUGUAUUGGACAUAGUGUCAAAGGUUUAAGUAACUUCAAGCAGUGUGGGACGGCGUGAGGCUGAGAAGUGCUAUUCAACAUGCAGUCAUCGCUUCUCACGGUUAUUCUUCUAACAGGAGUUUUGAUCGCCCUUCCUCACAUUGCUCUAUCGAAAUCUGAUCAGGAGAUAUGCGAAGACUGUAAGGCUUUCAUGACGGAUGUUUCCAAGAUGCUUCGAAACGAAACAGACCAGGAAAUAAUAGUGAAAAAAGUUGAAGGGAUGUGUCAUAUCUUUGGAUCUGAAUACUGCGCAGAACUUGUAGAUGAAUACGGGCCAAUUGCCUUGUCUUAUUUGUCGGACUACUUUGUGCCGGGAAGUGUCUGCUCUGGUUUGGACUUAUGUCCAAGGAAAAAACGUAUGUCCGGAGCGGAACACCAUCAGUUGAACAAACCGCCAGUGAGGGACAAUGGUAACUCCUGUGCCGACUGUAUAACUUUCCUGGGCGAUUUGUCCGACAUGUUGCACAACAAAACCAAUCAGAACAUAAUCCGUGGCAAGCUACAUCAGAUUUGUAAUCUCCUCGGCAUCGAUUGUAGCGACUUCAAGAUUGAUAUUGCCCUGAUCUGGUUGCAGAACCUUUUGCCGAGGUCGAUCUGCAAAAAGAUGUCCUUUUGUCCUAAACAAUCAGAAUUUUCUGAGAAAGAGCAUCUUUCAUCCAAAAAUCAAAAUCCCAGCUUGUUAUAGGUUGCCACCAAGAAGGCCUACAUUCCGUUCUUCGUCCAUUCUUAUUGACAUCAAAACAUAUACAAACGAGAAAAAAAAGCUGUCAAAUACUUUGGUUUUACCUGUAUUUUCAUUGUCCUAAAAGCAGUGCUCUUCAAAUACUAAUAAGAAACUCGUAAGUCUGAACAAAGAAGAUGAAUUCAAACAAAGAUAAAA